CAACCUCACCAUGCUCGGUCCGAACACCUGGAUAGUUCUCUUUUUGGCCACCAGGGCGGCGCUGGGGUGCCCCAAUAGCCAAUGGCUUGCUACGGGAGACGACGACUGCUUUUUGCCGCUUCCACCUUCUAUGGCAAAUGUGACGGCUGAUGACGCGCUGGAAAUUUGUCACGACAUCGAGGCCACGUCUUCACUUCCAGAAAUUCUCGACGACGAAGAUCAACAAAUGGUUCACGAGCUCAGUGGCGGUUCGAACAUCUGGCUGGGCCUGCGCCGCAGCUCCUCCACCAGUGCCUGGGUGUGGCCCUCCGGCAAGGCCGCCAUCUUCACCAAGUGGGCCAACGAGCAGCCGGUGCAGGGAGACGAGAACUGUGUCUACAUGAACUUCGCGCAGGGAGCGUGGUACAACUCCUACUGCAACAGCGGCUCCGACACCAACAUCGCGCUCUGCUACGUCAAGUGGAAGGAGGAGAUGGAUAAGCAGUAGAGGAAGAGAGGAGAAUAGGUGAAGAGGAGGAAGACAAUGGAAAGCAGAAAAAUCGCAUGUGGUCAUUUUUUAUGGUGAAGGUACCUAUAUUAGGAAACUACUUCGACGUCGUCCCAAGCGAAACAGAAAUGACAUUUUGUGCCCGGAUGAUGCUGCAUUGUGCAUUGGCUGUGCAUGAACUGUCUCUGUCAAUAAAUUCUUAUUCGAAACCAUUAACAAUGAUUGUUCAGUUGGUGAGCAAUAUAUUUUUGUGCCAA
Messenger RNA from Amphibalanus amphitrite, 744 nucleotides. RefSeq names its product lectin BRA-3-like. Bases 11 to 487 code for a protein of 158 amino acids. The record is from RefSeq and is a predicted model, not a curated record. Lineage: Eukaryota; Metazoa; Arthropoda; Thecostraca; Balanomorpha; Balanidae. The transcript has 2 exons.